CGGCGGGACCAGAGGUUGGCUUCUCUGGCAGCCUGGUGCCCUUGGUCCCCCAGCAUGGUCCCCAUGGCCUGGGCCAUCUGCUGCCUCCUGGGGGGCCUCCUGCUCUGCGGGGGCAGCCCCAGUCCUGGUCCCAGCGUGCCCCGCCUGCGGCUCUCCUACCGAGACCUCCUGUCUGCCAACCGCUCUGCCAUCUUCCUGGGCCCCCGGGGCUCCCUGGGCCUUCGAGCUAUGUACCUGGAUGAGUACCGGGAUCGCCUCUUUCUGGGGGGUCGAGAUACCAUCUACUCCCUGCGGCUAGACCAGGCUUGGCCGGAUCCCCGGGAGGCUGUGUUUCAGGUCCUGUGGCCACCGCAGCCAGGACAGAAGGAGGAAUGUGUUCAAAAGGGGAGAGACCCUUUGAUGGAGUGCGCCAACUUCGUGCGGGUGCUGCAACCGUACAACCGGACCCACCUGCUGACUUGUGGCACUGGGGCCUUCCAGCCCACCUGUGCCCUCAUGGCAGUUGGGCAUCGUGGGGAGCAUGUGCUCCGCCUGGAGCCCAGCAGUGUGGAAAGUGGGCGGGGGAGAUGUCCACACGAGCCCAGCCGUCCCUUCGCCAGCACCUUUGUAGGCGGGGAGCUGUACACAGGCCUCACUGCUGACUUCCUGGGGCGCGAGGCCAUGAUCUUCCGGAGUGGGGGGCCCCGGCCAGCCUUGCGUUCUGACUCUGACCAGAACCUCCUGCAUGACCCCAGAUUUGUGAUGGCCGCCCGGAUCGCUGACAACUCUGACCAGAAUGAUGACAAGGUGUACUUCUUCUUCUCGGAGACUGUCCCCUCGCCCGAUGGUGGCCCAGGCCAUGUCACUGUCAGCCGCGUGGGCCGUGUCUGUGUGAAUGACGCUGGCGGCCAGCGCGUGCUGGUGAACAAAUGGAGCACCUUUCUCAAGGCCAGGCUGGUCUGCUCGGUGCCCGGCCCUGGUGGUGCCGAGACCCACUUUGACCAGCUAGAGGAUGUGUUCCUGCUGUGGCCCAAGACAGGCAAGAGCCUCGAGGUGUACGCGCUUUUCAGCACGGUCAGUGCUGUGUUCCAGGGCUUCGCAGUCUGCUUGUAUCACAUGGCGGAUAUCUGGGAAGUCUUCAGGGGGCCCUUUGCCCACCAAGAUGGUCCCCAGCACCAGUGGGGACCCUAUGGGGGCAAGGUGCCCUUCCCCCGCCCUGGAGUGUGCCCCAGCAAGAUGACUGCGCAGCCAGGACGGCCCUUUGGCAGCACCAAGGACUACCCAGAUGAGGUGCUACAGUUUGCCCGAGCCCACCCACUUAUGUUCCAGCAAGUGCGGCCUCGGCAGGGCCGCCCUGUCCUUGUCAAAACCCACCUGGCCCAGCAGCUGCGACAGAUCGUGGUGGACCGCGUGGAAGCAGAAGACGGGACCUAUGAUGUCAUCUUCCUGGGAACUGACUCAGGUUCGGUGCUCAAGAUCAUGGCUCUUCAGUCUGGGGGCUCGGCUGAACCUGAGGAGGUGGUUCUGGAGGAACUCCAGGUGUUUAAGGUGCCAACAGCCAUCACUGAGAUGGAGAUCUCUGUUAAAAGGCAAAUGCUGUACGUGGGCUCGAAGCUGGGUGUGGCUUGGCUGCAGCUGCAUCAGUGUGAGACUUAUGGCAGUGCGUGUGCAGAGUGCUGCCUGGCCCGGGACCCAUACUGUGCCUGGGAUGGCACCUCCUGCACCCGCUAUCGGCCAGGUACCAGCAAGCGCCGGUUCCGACGGCAGGAUAUCCGGCAUGGAAACCCUGCCCUGCAGUGUCUGGGUCAGAGCCAGGAUGAGGAGGCUGCAGGACUCCUGGCAACCACCACGGUCUAUGGCAUGGAGCACAACAGCACCUUCCUGGAGUGCCUGCCCAAGUCUCCUCAGGCAGCUGUGCGAUGGUUCUUGCAGAGGCCGGGGGACGAGGGGCCUGACCAGCAGGUGAAGACAGAUGAGCGGGUCCUGCAAACAGAGCAUGGGCUGCUGUUCCGCAGGCUUAGCCGCCUCGAUGCCGGCAUCUACACCUGCACUACGCUGGAGCAUGGCUUCUCUCAGACAGUGGUCCGCCUGGCGCUAGAAGUGAUUGCAGCCACACAGCUCAGCAGCCUGUGCCCUCGGGGGCUGAGGCCAGAGGAGCGCCCUGCCCAGGGAGGCCUGGCCUCCACCCCACCCAAGGCCUGGUACAAGGACAUCCUGCAGCUCAUUGGCUUCGCCAACCUGCCCCGGGUGGAUGAGUACUGUGAGCGCAUGUGGUGCUCCUCCAGGAGCCGUGGCAAACAGGCCAAGGGCAAGAGCUGGGCGGGGCUGGAGCUGGGCAAGAAGGUGAAGAGCCGGAUGCAGGCCGAGCGCAACAGGACGCCCCGGGAGGUGGAAGCCACAUAGAAGAGGGCGAAGGCGGGUGUGGUUGGGAUUGCCAGGGUGGCCAGCAUCAGCCCCUGGUGUCUCCCACCCACCCAGCUAGGGCAUAGGGAGCCAGCAGGCCUGAUCGCCUCUCAGAGAUGGGAAUCUCUGGCCCCCAAACCCCUUCAAGGUCCCCACAGGAAAGGCUGGGGACCUGAUGGAGGGACUCGAUCUAUCCUCUGCCCCUUUCUGCUCUCAGCUCCAAUUGGAGCCAGCACCCUCUGGCUGCUGGCAACCCCAAUGGGCCUGCUAUUUGUUCUCAGAGGUGGCCCCCAGAGCACAUUUCCGGUUGUGCCCAGAGGCAAGAGGGCUGGGUGGUUCUUUCCCAGCUGCAGAACAAUGGCCAUUCUGACUGACGCUUAGUGUGGGUGUGUGGGUGCAACUGUGGAGGUGCCUGGGCAGCCAGAGGAGGAUGGGCAUUGCCUCUAAAUUAGUACCUGUUCAGAAGACCUAUACUGACUGAGUAGGGGAGGGAAAGUAGAGGUGCUGAGAAGGUGGGACAGCAAGACCCGCCCCUCCCACUUUGUGCUCUGAUAUCUUGAUGGUCCCCUUCCACUGCCCACUGUCUCUUUUCCAUCUCAUAGUCACAGGAGCAUAGACUGCCAGAGCUCCCUGCAAUGUGGGGGGACUGGGCCUCAGGCCCUUGUUCAUAACCCGAGAGGGCUUCAUAGCUGGACUUCCCUUCCCCAGGCCCCUAAACUGUCAAGCCAGGUUUCUGGGAUGCCCACCCCUCCUGAUGAGAUUCAUCCUCCCUACCAUCAGGGUCUCUCUGCUGGUGAGCAGGGUGAGGGUGGAUCCUAGGAGAAUGUCAUCCCCACCUCUGUUCACUAGAGACGGGGAGAGGGGAGCAGUGGACCAUCUUUUUCAGAGCAAUGCAAGCACGCCCACAGCCUGGGAGGGUGGGAAUGUGACAGCUCUGAGAGCGAGCUGCAGCUGGCGGGCAGGACCAGGGGCGGGGCUGCGCCUGGGGGCAGAGGAUUGAGAGGCUUUUGAGAUGGGGAGAGGUUAGGAGACCCUAGGAUUGCUAUGGGGCCUGGAGCAGGCAUGCUCAAGGACUCAAGAUGGCAUCAAUUAGUUCAGGAGGCACGGGGAAGGCCAGAUGUUUCCCACCCUGGAUCCUUUGGUUUCUGCUAAAUAAGGGUUAGUUAGUCAUGGAUGAUUCAUUCAUGAAGCUCUUGUUUCUUUUAGGGGAAAAAUAUAGGGGGGGGGAAAGCUGCUAAGAACUCUAGGUCCUGCUGGUUCUUGGGGCUGAGGCUUAGGUGGUCAGCACGCAUUCUGUCUGGGUGUGUAGGGAGGUGUCUUGCCAUCAGCAGUAAUGUCUUCCUCGGGCUGGGGAGCACAGCAGGGGUGGGAGGAGGAGGACUACACGAAAAGUUGUUCCCAGUUUGUAUAUGAACAAGUUAGUGACGCACAGAACUGGCAGGAUGGAGACAAGAACAUCAGGUUUGAGAUUCCCUCCAUUCAAAAGCCAAGGUGAAGAAAGGAGGCAAAAAUAGACAAAAAGCAAAACAGGACUUCCUGCCCCAUUGAACUCAAACCCGGACUGUCUGCCUUGGAGUCUAUCUGUGCUGCCCUCCACAACUCCCAGCUGGGAGGUAGGCCCUCCUUUCCCACUUUGACUGCGCAGUUAGUGAACCAGAAGCACUGAGAUGAACCUCACAACACUUGGGGAGCCUUGGCCUGGGGUUGCUAUGGCUGGGCUGUCGGCAGGUAAAAGACAAGGGGAGGAAGACUGUGGGAGAGGGGGGCUAGAGAAGAAAGGGGAGGGGAAUAUAGAGGUCAUGGAAGAGGGUGAGAACAGAGUGCAGAGCCCCAGGAAAUGGGUCAGAGCUACCUGCCAGCUCUGCCCCUCUGUCCCAGGGAAACCUGUAGGGUGGGCCCAGGCAUGGCUGGCUCCAGUCAGGCUCCUCUGGGGAAGCUACUCUGGAAAAUGGAAGGAAGAGGAGCUCAAAAUCCUGAGCGACCAACACCCGCACUUGAAAAAUGAUGGACAGCUUCUACCAAGUCCUCACCCUCCCCACCCCCAAGGUACUGUGUGUUAUUAACUCCUGGAAAUGCCUCUAUGUGUGAAUUCUAUUUUUGUAUUCCUAUGCUAAGAUGGGCCUUGUGGUUUCUCUGUCUUCAGAGCACACUUCCUCUAAUUACUCUUGUUAUUCUUAUUGUCACGACCGCCCCUGAGCUCUAGUGAGGAUGAUGGUACAGAACAUACAAGGAAAGAAGGAAGUUAAUAUUCACAUCCCAUAAUUAUAUCAUUAUUGGAUCGGUGUAGUUCUGUACUGACUUGACUGAUACCAUCCGUGUGAACUGGAAACGAGGAGGCUUCCCAAUCCAUUCCAUGAGGGAGAAGACCACCCUAGGUGGUAUUUUCCAGAAGGGAGGACGGGCAUCAAAGGAAGGAAGGAAGGAGUCAGAGGGCGUUGUCUAUGAAGCUGAGAUUGCUCAUUAAAUUAGGAAAAUACUGCC
Molecule: messenger RNA, 4863 nt
Organism: Hipposideros armiger (great roundleaf bat)
Lineage: Eukaryota; Metazoa; Chordata; Mammalia; Chiroptera; Hipposideridae
Gene: SEMA3G
Product: semaphorin 3G
Exons: 16
Coding region: 55-2382 (775 amino acids)
Biological process (GO): positive regulation of cell migration; neural crest cell migration; axon guidance
Cellular component (GO): plasma membrane
Molecular function (GO): semaphorin receptor binding; chemorepellent activity
Source: RefSeq, a predicted model, not a curated record